Molecule: messenger RNA, 1276 nt
Organism: Cyclopterus lumpus (lumpfish)
Lineage: Eukaryota; Metazoa; Chordata; Actinopteri; Perciformes; Cyclopteridae
Product: annexin A1-like
Exons: 12
Coding region: 97-1137 (346 amino acids)
Biological process (GO): positive regulation of T-helper 1 cell differentiation; positive regulation of G1/S transition of mitotic cell cycle; regulation of interleukin-1 production
Cellular component (GO): cytoplasm; plasma membrane
Molecular function (GO): calcium-dependent phospholipid binding; calcium ion binding; cadherin binding involved in cell-cell adhesion
Source: RefSeq, a predicted model, not a curated record
UGGAGCCACUGCAGAGCGAGUUAAAUACCGAGACUUACACCUGAGAUUUUCAAACUGGGGCGUGAAGGUCAUCUGCAGUCGCACAGCCAAGGAAACAUGUCUUUCUUCAAGAAAUUCUUCAACGAUGUCAUCCGUAAAAAAGACCCCGUCGAUGACACCGUUAAAGUGAAGGGUCAGCCGAAGCCUAAGUUCUAUGGAACAGUCGCCCCGUACCCGAACUUCAGUGCCAGCCAAGAUGCAGUCACUUUCCAGAGCGCCAUUGAGAGUAAAGAAGUGGACGAGGACGUGAUCAUUGCAAUCCUGGUGAAGAGAAGCAACGAGCAGAGACAGAAGAUCAAAGUAGUUUAUGAGGCGUCCACUGGGAAGAGGCUGGAUAAAGCUCUAAAGUCUGUUCUCAGGUCAGAUUUAGAGGACAUAUCUCUGGCCCUGCUCAUGGAUUCGGUCCACUAUGAUGCCUACCUGCUCAGGAAGGCCACGAAGGGUUUCGGCACAAAUGAAGACAUCCUGGUGGAGAUUCUGGCUACAAGAUCAAACCAAGAGAUUCGAGAGAUUAAGAUGGUCUUCCAAGAAGAGUACCAAUCAGAGCUGGAGGAAGUCAUUCGGGAUGAAACCAGCGGGGACUUCACCUCGGCCCUUCUGGCCAUGUUGAAAGCAAACAAAGACGAGAGCAAGGAAAUCGACAACAAUCAGGCCCGAAAGGACGCAGAGAUUCUGUUCGAGGCCGGUGAGAAUACCAAAGGAAUCAAUGUUUCGACCUUCAUCGACAUCCUGACCACCCGGAACGCGCUGCAGCUCGCAAAGACAUUCCAGCACUACGCCAGUGUCAGUGACGUCACGUUGCCCAAAGCCCUGGACAUGGAGCUGAAGGGAGACAUUGAGGACUGUCUGGUUGACAUUGUGAAAUGUUCCUGGAACACGCCAGCUUUCUUCGCAGAGAAGCUCCAUCUGGCCAUGAAGGGUCACGGCACAUGUGACGACACACUGAUCAGGGUGCUGGUGAGCCGCUCUGAGGUCGACCUGAAGAAGAUCGUGCAGGAAUACAGGGCCAUGUAUGAUGUCAGCUUACAGGACGACAUACUGAAAGACACUAAAGGACAUUAUGAGGCUAUCCUGCUCGGACUGUGUGGACCUCACUGACAUUUUGACCACUCGUCGAGGAGUGGAAGCUAGUUUGUCCACUGGAUGCCACUAGAAUCUCACAUCUUUUUAAAUGAUUAUGAAUAAUGUGUUAUUAAUUUAGUUGAUGUGAUCCAACCAACAAUAAAAAACAACAACA